Molecule: messenger RNA, 4083 nt
Organism: Plasmodium cynomolgi strain B
Lineage: Eukaryota; Apicomplexa; Aconoidasida; Haemosporida; Plasmodiidae
Exons: 2
Coding region: 1-4083 (1360 amino acids)
Source: RefSeq, a predicted model, not a curated record
AUGGAAAGCAUUAAAAGAAAAAAAAAUAAAAAUGAACACACUCAACAUGAAGAAAAGAAUAAAUUAACCACCUUCGAACAUAAUGACGUAGUAUUCUUCAAGCACAAGGAGAAGAACAAAAUAGGAAUUGGAAGAGUAGUCAACUUUUAUACAGAACUCAAAAUUAAUGAUAUUCUUUUAGAAUCUGAUCAUAACGUAACCCUAGCCAACUACAUCAAAAUAUUGAACAAUAUAAAUGAUGGAAAGUAUGUUCAAAGUUACAUCGCAAAUUUAAACAACGAAAAUGUAGCCAGCACCCCAUACCAAGCUUCUAACUCCAAGGCAAGUGAAAAAAUCAAUUGUAAGCUUCACGAAAAGGAGCAAAAACAGGACUAUAAAUAUGCCGGUUUGAAGGAAAAAAAUGAAGAAAAAGAAAUACACAUCAACACAAAAACGGGAAUCAAUAACAGCAACGCCAACAACCCAGAGUUCAAUAACAGCAUAAGCAAUUGCGUAAUGCGUAAAAAUGAUGAAAAAAGAAAAGCCAAUAAAUUAUUCUAUAUUGUCCAAUCAUUAGAAAAUUAUAAAUACAGUUUACAAUACAAAAAAGCAUUCAAACAUUAUAAAAUAUUUACUCAUAAAAAGUGGGAACUUAUCAAAGCUCUCUUCUGCAAAAACAUACAAAAUAAAGUCAGCUUCGUUCUCGCCGUGAAAUUAUUGGAAGUUAAAAAGGUAUACGCGAACAAUGUAAAUUUACAAAAUGUUAUGAUAAAUAAUUUGAUGAAAAUUUAUAAAAGCGAAAGAGAUCUCCAUGUAGAUCACCUUGUUCUAAAUUUUAUUAAAAAGUUAGACGUCCGAAUUAUAUUGCAGAAUAAUGUUCUCAUAACUAAUGAUGACUUUAAUGAAAUUUCGUCAAGAAACAAAAAGGAGAAAGAAGGGGACAGCCAACAGAAGUUGUUCCACUCGAACAAGGUUGAUGCACAUAUGGAUGAAGCAAAUGCGAUCACCCAGGGGGAAAUGACGCAUUUGUGUGAUUCCCACGGAGGAAGUUGCGGGAGCGACAAAGUGGGAAGCAACUACGACAACGAGAUAAACACACCCCAUCAGGGGGGUCAUGUGGAUGGCCAACAGAACGAUAUGCUCCACGCAAGUAAUGUAGACUAUUUUGGCAAGUGCUCCGUCGAUUGGGGGACCAAACAGCCCCUUGACUUGGGGACUAAGCAGCCCUUUGACUUUGGGACUAAGCAGCCCCUUGACUUUGGGACUAAGCAGCCCCUUGACUUUGGGAAGAAGCAACCCCUUGACUUUGGGAAGAAGCAACCCCUUGACUUUGGGAAGAAGCAGCCCCUUGACUUUGGGAAGAAGCACCCCCCCAAGUACGCGAUGAAUUAUCUCAUUGACUACGGGACGAAGCAACCGAGUGAUUCCCCCCCUUACAGUGACGACCAAGAAGACUUUCGCCAAAUGCGCAAAAAAGACAACAUCAACCUCCAAAAGUACGCAAGGAAAAAAAAAGUAAUAGAAGGAGAAACGUAUCAGUACGAAUUGAAAGGUAACCUACUCGCCAAGUUUAAGUCCCCACAAGGGGUUGCAUACAGAGGAUGCAUUAAAAGCAUUUGCAAAGGAAAAAAUAGCAUUCUUUCCUAUUUCUUAAUAGUCCCCUCCUUCUUCUGGUUCAACGAUUCUUACUACUUCUCUUGCUUAAAUAUCGAUAUGGACAUUUUUCAACUUUUGGAAAUCAUCAAAAUUGUUGAUAACUCAAAAAAGAAACAAAUAGAAAGCAUAUCUUUCGCCAAGUAUAAAAGUUUGAGGAAAAUUUACGACUGUAUGUAUAACCCUAACCCUAACGGGGUCCACAGCUUGUUACGAAAGGGGGCGGCGACAGAUAAUACACCCGUGAAAGUCCGGGUGCGUGCCCAAAAGGGGGACAUAACGAAAAAGAGAAAAACGCGCAAAAGGCGUACACUACAAGUGAAGCUAGGCAAGAGAAAGAGAAAAGAACGUGGCGUAGACAAACCGUUAAAGGCUAGUGUCACCAAGGAAAGAAUACGAAAGAGAGUUAGGAAAAGGAAAAAGAGACAGGAAGAAUGCCUAGAUCGUAAGAUUGGAAGAGGCUUAAAAAUUAAGAAGCGAAAAAAGGAGGUGGUGCAGCCAGAAGUAAUUGAAAAAAAACGCAGGGGGAGAAAGAAGAAAGUAGUACCAAUUCAAGAGGAGAAAAAUGGGGAAGAGGAGAAAGAUGUUAAGGGGGUGCGAAAGGUGGAAGAAGUCGAAAUUAAAAAGGAAUUGGAAGAGGAGGCAGACCACAAAAAGGAAGAGGAGGCACUCCACGAAAAUGAAGAAGAAGUGCGCCACAAAAGCGAGGAAGAAGUGCGCCACAAAAGCGAAGAAGAAGUGCUCCACAAAAACGAAGAAGCAGUGCUCCACAAAAACGAAGAGGAGGUACCCCAUGAAAACAAAACCAAAGCGCAGAACAACGAAACAGUUACGAACCCCCUUUUCAAACCGCCACACGAUAUGGAUGGUGAUGACCCAACCAAAAUGAUGCAGGAUUCAUCCACAAAAAAGUCCAUCUUCUACCUAAACAAGGAAAUAACAAACACGUACCUUACCAAAUUCGCACAUUUUUUUAAACUUUCGGAGAACAGUAAGCAAAAAUUGAAGCAGGAUGAUGAACAGGGUAAAAAAGGAAUUGAGCCCAAAACGAUUGGAAGCGAAACUGCACAUGAAAAUAGCUACAUGAAGGACGAUAAAAAGCUGACAACAAUUAUAACCAACACGAACACUAAUGAGCAGAGCAUAAACGUAAUAGCCAAAGUGAAUGAGGAGAAGGAAAACGUAAACUUCAGAAAAGGAGAUCCAGGUGACAAGGCUCCCAACGAAAAUGCCAAUCAAGGAUAUGCAAAUAUGAAUGAAGUCACAGGGGACGCAGAUGAUCAAAUGGAAAACCCAGAUAACACACUUAUUAGUAAAUUAAUUGCAAAUGGUAAAGAGGUAGAUGAAGACAACGUUAUGGAUCCCCCCUCCGUGGGUAAAGGAAGAGCAGAUGAGAUGCACAAACAUGCUAGCUAUCAAAAAGAAAACGUGGAUGAAAAUGGAAUAACAAUAAACGACCGUACCGAACAUUUAAAUGACAAUGAUGGUAACACCCCUAGUGCAAUUAUUGAAGAAGGAGUUGUAAAGGAUAACCCUAAACAGCUACAAGGCGAAAUGGAACCUUUAUAUCUGAAAAUGGACCAAACGGGCAUUACAAAUGAGGAAGAAAUUUUUAAAAAAGAAAAUUUUGGAGACCUUAAUGAAGAUAAAGAUGAAAAACCUACAAAUUACAAAAAUGACAUUCUGGGCGAUAAAAGGGAUUCACUCAAUGGCGACAGUAGAAGCUAUCAGAACGAAUCGACGACUAGCCAAACUUCCUAUGAAAAGAAGGAAACAACUAAUGGUAGCGACCAGAAUGAGUCAACGACUAGCCAAAAUUCCUACGAAAGGAAGGAAGCAGUAGCCUGCGAGAAUGUAUGCGACAGGAACGAAUUCACGGCUAGCCCAAAGUACGACGAAAAAAUUGAACAGACGAUCGGAGCAAUAACGAGCGAAGUGAACCAGCCGAUGAACGGAGCAAUUAUGAGCUUCUCAAACGAGCCGAUGAACGGAACACUUAUGAGCUUCUCGAACGAACAGAUGAACGGAACCAUAAUUAGUGACGCAAACCUUGCAGAUAACCGAUCGAACACGCACCUCAGAAAGGUGAGCAACACAAACAACCUUGUGAAAAAAGAACCGGAAGAAAACAAUCAUUACAAUUUAACAGUACACAUAGGCCUCUCAAAUAAAAAUGACACGCCCAGAAUGUAUAGCAACACACAGGCCUACUGCAACAACUACUGUAAAAACAAACUCGCGGAGCACAUAAAAAAAUUCUUAGACGAUGAAAAAAUUAAAAAAAUAGAAAAACUGUACAAAUUUUGCAAAGAGGACAUAAACAUUUUACUAUACGUUUACGUCAUGCAUAUAUAUGUGAACAAAUUGUGCAAAAACGUAAUUGUGAAAGUAUUAAAUCCCAAGUGUAAAAAUGUGAAAAAAAAAAAUAUCCUGAUAACGACUUCAUUUUAA